CUCCUUAUUCCUACCCUGAUCCUAACGAUGCGCUUCCCACUCCCACUGAUCACCAUGCUUCUGAACCCGUUCCGACCAUGUGAGGGCUCUCCAAACUUCCAAGAGGAAUAUCAUAACAGUAGCUAUGUUCCGGAGGUGAUUGAAACCGUGUUAGGCCGCCAGGUUGUGGCGCCAGAUACCCCCUACGUGGCUGCAGCCGGCACCAACGCCCUAUACUUCAUCGACACCCGAUUCGACCCGGAGACGGCCCAGCAUAUCAAGCUCCAAAUCGAAAAGGCCUCCGUGCCGCAACUGGACGAGUACAUCGCGAUUGACGAGAUGGAGGCGACGGCCGAAGUGAAGAACAGGGUGACUGGUGAAACGACCUUCGUGUUCGACCCCCACUAUGCGCGGGUGCUGUUUGCCAGAGGCAUGAACCGGCACAAUCCGGACCUCGAACUACCGGAGCAUGAGCCGGCCGGCGACUGGUUGGUGACCUACAACCUGGAUAAGGUAGUAUCCUGACGACGGCAACGCGGGCCAACACGUUCUGCUACCAUGAUGGCUGCUAUACCCAACAAAGGCUGCAUAUACCAGACGAGUGAGAAAUGUAAUAUCUGCCGCGAGGAUCGAGUGGACAACAAGUGUGCCGGAAUGCAGCUAAGCGCCAUCGGGAUAUGUCACCCACUCUGCUCUAGAGCUGCCGACACCCCCAAGUAAGAUAGAGAGGCGGAUGCAAGUUACUAUCGGCGCAUGUACGAGUUGCACUGGGCAGCGCAAGAAGAUGUACGAUAGGCUGCUAUGGGGG
Molecule: messenger RNA, 787 nt
Organism: Aspergillus aculeatus ATCC 16872
Lineage: Eukaryota; Fungi; Ascomycota; Eurotiomycetes; Eurotiales; Aspergillaceae
Exons: 1
Coding region: 55-504 (149 amino acids)
Source: RefSeq, a predicted model, not a curated record